AUGGACUACACAGAUGCACAAAGCGUUGAAGGUAUUUUUUUUAAAGAGAGAAAUCCCGAUUCACAACUGGAAGAUGUUAAAAUGACGUCUGUUGAGAACAGCACCGAAUCCGUAAAUACCAGAUAUAACAUGGAUCGUAAUAAAAAGAACCUGGCUCUAAUAAUCGACAAUGAAAGUUUCGACGAAUCGACUAAAAUGUCUAAACGACAGGGAUCCCACAGAGAUGCAUCAGCAAUUGAAAAUACAUUGAAGACAUUGCGUUUUAAUGUGAUUAACCGCAAGAAUUUAUCAGUGAAAAGCAUGAAACAAAUCUUUACGGAUAUAUCAGCGAUGGACCAUGGGAACUAUAACUGUUUC
Octopus bimaculoides (California two-spot octopus) is the source of this 357-nucleotide messenger RNA. Its product is annotated as caspase-3. Gene Ontology annotation, molecular function: cysteine-type endopeptidase activity. Lineage: Eukaryota; Metazoa; Mollusca; Cephalopoda; Octopoda; Octopodidae. The record is from RefSeq and is a predicted model, not a curated record. Gene Ontology annotation, biological process: positive regulation of neuron apoptotic process; apoptotic process; proteolysis. Gene Ontology annotation, cellular component: cytoplasm.